This is a messenger RNA of Paramisgurnus dabryanus, 3874 nucleotides long. It is a transcript of the gene tecra, whose product is annotated as trans-2,3-enoyl-CoA reductase a. NCBI's taxonomy places the organism in Eukaryota, Metazoa, Chordata, Actinopteri, Cypriniformes, Cobitidae. Gene Ontology annotation, biological process: very long-chain fatty acid biosynthetic process. The record is from RefSeq and is a predicted model, not a curated record. Gene Ontology annotation, molecular function: oxidoreductase activity, acting on the CH-CH group of donors.
GUAGAGGCGACAGGGGUGCCAGGGAGCUGAGCGUACUAGAUUGGUUUGAGUCCCACAAGGUCACAGGACUGGCAUUCAGCUAAGCAGGCAUGUAAAUAUAGCUUCAUGAAAGGCAUGCCAUGGAUUAUGUCUUAGGACUCUCAGAUUUCGUCUUCACCCUGAAGCGAUUGUGAUGUAUGGAGAGCUGGUAACCGGGUGGCCAGAUUUCAGGUGUUAAGAUAGUGCAUAUUCAGAACUCACUCAAGUCUGGGUUCGUCGUCACUUCACGUCUCUUGAGAUCUCUCUCGCUUGUUUCUUUCGAUUUGGAUUAUCUCUGAAGAUCUGAGGAAAGUUUGAUGGGUGAUAUGUUGUAAGUGACAGAUAACUUUAUAAUACAGGAUCCAUCGUGUUUGAGACAGCAUCAUGGAUGCAUUAGCUUUAGAGGCGAAAAGUGCUAAGAGUGAAAGCACACCUGCUCCUGCACCUGCGCCCCACAAACCUAGACCAAAACCUCCUAAAAAACCUAAACGUAUCGUUUACUUUGAGGUGGAGAUACUGGAUGCCAAGACCAGGGAGAAACUAUUGCUACUGGAUAAGGUCGAGCCAACGGCAACUAUUUUGGACAUUAAGUCAAUGUUCCACAAAUCAAAUCCACAUUGGUACGCUGCCAGACAGUCUUUAUGCCUGGAUCCAAAAGGAAAACCUUUACGAGAUGAAGAAAUCUUACAGGACCUUCCUGUGGGAACCACUGCAACCCUUUACUUCAGAGACUUGGGAGCCCAGAUUUCCUGGGGAACUGUGUUUCUAAUCGAGUACAUCGGACCACUUGUCAUAUACCUGCUAUUUUACUUCAGACUUCCUCUUAUCUACGCUCCCAAGUAUGAAUUCACCACCAGUAAGCAUUGGGUUGUGCAUAUAGCCUGUGUGUGUCACUCCUUCCAUUAUGUGAAGCGAAUCUUGGAAACGCUGUUUAUCCAUCGCUUCUCUCAUGGUACCAUGCCGCUGCGCCACAUUUUCAAAAAUUGUUCAUGUUACUGGUGCUUUGCAGCAUGGAUGGCUUAUUACAUCAAUCACCCUCUCUACACACCUCCACUCUGUUUACAUGCAGAUUAUGGAGAAAGGCAGGUGAAGACAGCACUUGUAAUCUUUCUACUCUGUCAAAUCGGCACCUUCUCAAUUCACGUGGCUCUGCGAAAUCUCAGGCCAUCUGGAUCUAAGGUGAAGAAGAUUCCCUAUCCAAACAAGAAUCCAUUUACCUGGAUAUUUGCACUCGUCUCAUGUCCAAACUACACAUAUGAGCUGGGAAUUUGGCUUGGAUUUACAUUGAUGACCCAGUGUGUUCCUGUGUUGUUCUUCACUGUGGUGGGAUUCAUACAGAUGACAGUUUGGGCCAAAGGGAAACAUCGCAGCUACCUGAAGGAGUUUAAAGAGUAUCCAUCACUGCGCUCCCCAAUCUUACCCUUCAUCCCAUAACAGAAACCCCCAAAAUCUCAGUCAUCGAGAAGCAUUCUUUCUUGAACCCGGUCAUUUUUAUAGUAACAGUCAUUUUACGUGAUAACAUACUAUAUAAAGCGCUCAAGACAGAUAUACCUGAGGUCUAUAGAAGAAACAAGUGAUUUCAAAUUCAGGUUAAAUAGCCAAAUUAAUUAAAAAUUACCAGAACAGAUAUUUGGAGAAGACAUUAUUACUAUAAAAACUGAAUUUCAAAGUAAACUUUUUCUAUUGUUUGAAUAGACAAAUCAGUUUUGAAUUUAAUCACAUAUGGAGAAAUGAAUAGAAACCAUGGUUGCCAGAUCUGUGACAAAACCAGCCCACUGACCAAUCAAAACUGAAUUUCAAAGUAAUCUAUAUCUAUUAUUUAAAUAGACAAAUCCUUUUUGGAUUCAAUUACAUAUUGAGAAAAUGAAAAGAAACCAGGGUUGCCAGAUAAGUAUAAAAGAAAACAGCCUAAUGACAAACCAAAACUCAGUUUCAAAGUAUUUUUUUCUAUUAUUUGAAUAGACAAAUCAUUUUUAAAUGUAAUCACAUAUUUAGAAAGUGAAUAGAGACCUUGGUUGCCAGAUCUGUGUAACAAAACCAGCCCAAUGACCAAUCAAAACUGAAUUUCGAAGUAAACUUUUUCUAUUGUUAAAAUAGACAAAUCCUUUUUAAAUUUAAUCACAUAUUUAGAAAGUGAAUAGAAACCUUGGUUGCCAGAUCUGUGUAACAAAACCAGCCCAAUGACCAAUCAAAUCUGAAUUUUAAAUUAAACUUUUUCUAUUAUUUAAAUAGACAAAUCUUUUUUAAAUUUAAUCACAUAUUUAGAAAGUGAAUAGAAACCUUGGUUGCCAGAUCUGUGCAACAAAACCAGCCCAAUGACCUAUGACAACUGAAUUUCAAAGUAAACUUUUUCUACUGUUUGAACAGACAAAUCCUUAAUGAAUUUAAUCACAUAUUGAGAAAGUAAACAGAUACCAGGGUUGCCAGAUCUGUGCAACAAAACCAGCCCACUGACCAAUCAAAACUGAAUUUCAAAGUAAACUUUUUCUAUUGUUUAAAUAUACAAAUCCUUUUUAAAUUUAAACACAUAUUUAGAAAGUGAACAGAUACCAGGGUUGCCAGAUCAGUGUAACAAAACCAGCCCAAAGACCAAUCAAAACUGAAUUUCAAAGCAAUAUUUUUCUAUUAUUUGAAUAGACAAAUAAUUUUUAAAUGUAAUCACAUAUUUAGAAAGUGAAUAGAAACCUUGGUUGCCAGAUCUGUGUAACAAAACCAGCCCAAUGACCAAUCAAAACUGAAUUUCAAAGUAAACUUUUCUAUUAUUUAAAUAGACAAAUCCUUUUUAAAUUGAAUCACAUAUUGAGAAAGUAAACAGAUACCAGGGUUGCCAGAUAUGUGCAACAAAACCAGCCCACUGACCAAUCAAAACUGAAUUUCAAAGUAAACUUUUUCUAUUGUUUAAAUAUACAAAUCCUUUUUAAAUUUAAUCACAUAUUUAGAAAGUGAACAGAUACCAGGGUUGCCAGAUCAGUUUAACAAAACCAGCCCAAAGACCAAUCAAACCUGAAUUUUAAAUUAAACUUUUUCUAUUAUUUAAAUAGACAAAUCCUUUUUACAUUUAAUCACAUAUUGAGAAAGUGAAUAGAAAUCAUGGCUGCCAGAUCUGUGUAACAAAGCCAGCCCAAUCAAAACUGAAUUUCAAAGUAAACUAUUCUAUUAUUUAAACAGACAAAUCCUUUUUAAAUGUAAUCACAUAUUGAGAAAAUAAAUAGAAACCAGGGUUGCCAGAUCAGUGUAACAAGCCAGACCAAUGACCAAUCAAAACUUCCCCACAACUAUCCCAAUGCACAUAUUGCCCAAAACUCAAAAUAUUCCACUCCCAUUUUUAAAAUACGUAUUUUACAGUCCAUGUUAUGCAUUACAGUUUCCUUUUGAAAAUCACUGCAUAGUAGUAAUCAUAAACACAGUCUGAUUUCAUAAAUAAAGUCAUCAUAUCUUAACAAUGACAACUGAUGAAUAAAAUCCCUCCCUCCAUUAAACUGGAAAAAAUAAUCCACGGCAAGCUUAAAAGCCCAAUUUUGCUGGAAAAAUCCUGGCUUGGCAACCCUAAUGCGGUUUUAUUAUAACAACUGAAAUCAAAACUUGCUUAUAAAUUAAAGAUUACAUGAAUGUGGAGUAAAGAACAUAACAUUUAAGCUUUUCAAGUUUGUUUAAUAUAUAACUAUAAAACACAACUUGUUCAGAAAGCUGUGAAAUUGCCCUUACAUAACAUUCUAGUAUGUUUUUUAGUUUAUACACACAUGUCUUAAAGAAUAGUUCAAGCAAAAAUGAGUAUUUUGUCAUCAUUUACUCACCCUGAAAUCAGAUCUGGGACACUCGUUGUCUUCCAUACAAGGGAAAACAAUACUAUGAAAAU